Molecule: messenger RNA, 1863 nt
Organism: Engraulis encrasicolus (European anchovy)
Lineage: Eukaryota; Metazoa; Chordata; Actinopteri; Clupeiformes; Engraulidae
Gene: rgs4
Product: regulator of G protein signaling 4
Exons: 5
Coding region: 100-729 (209 amino acids)
Source: RefSeq, a predicted model, not a curated record
GCCACUGACUGACUGUGUGAGGAUUGCUCUCUCUCUCUCUCUCUUCCCUGAACACUUUAUCUCUCUGCCUGUUGGAUCUGUACUCACUGAAACACAACCAUGUGUAAAGGUCUCGCAGCUUUGCCAGCAACCUGCUUGAAAAGCGCCAAGGAUAUUAAACACCGCAUUGGAUUCCUGCUUCAUAAGACAGACCCUCCACCGGACCAGAAAGCAGUGAAGGAGAAGGAGAAGGAGCAGGUUGCCGUGGUGAAAAGGAUUGAUCCUGUUGAUGUGGACAAAUGGAAGUCAUCUUUCACUAAUGUGAUCAAUAACAAAGUCGGCCAAGCAACGUUUACAGCCUUCCUGAAAUCCGAAUUCAGCCAGGAAAACAUUGAGUUCUGGCUUGCCUGUGAAGAAUACAAGAAAACCUCUCCAGAGAAAAUGCCCGCAAAAGCCAAACAGAUAUUUGACCUCUUUGUGGACACGGACUCACCUUGUGAGGUCAAUUUAGACUCUGCCACUCGAGAGGAGACCAGAAAAAACUUAUCUGCACCAAAUGUCACCUGUUUCGACGAGGCACAAAGUAAGAUUGAAACCCUGAUGGAGAAAGACUCAUACAGGCGCUUCCUAAAGUCAAAACUCUUCCUGGAACUGUCAAUCAGCCCCAUUACCAGCACCUGCUCGGCUGCGGAAAAAGGUGUGAAGAGAAACCUGACAGACAGUAGUUGUCGCCUGCCCCUCUGUGCAUAAGUUAGAGGGUUAGAGAUAUAAUUUGCCUUCAAGCUAUCAAUGUCUUGUGUUAAGACAACAGUGCGCUCCUGAACAUUGACUAUUGACGUGCUAUGUGUAGUAAGUCAUUGAUUAGUGAAGGUCACAUUGCUUUCAUCUGAACAGAAGAUCGUUUUCUAUAUGCAGAGUAAAAAACAAAGAUCAGAACAGUCUGAAAGGUACAGGUAUAGAUUAAAACAUCUAUAAUCUUUAAGCUAGUGAUGCAAUCACAAGAGCACAUCCACCCUUGCUCUAAGCAGUAUGUGUUGGCUGACAUGCUGAGUAUGACUUCUCUGUGAGUAAAUGCAUUGUAGUCUAUGUCACAUAGGAUCUGAUAGCAUUGACAUGAAGGCUGUUUAAAUACAUUCCAUUUACCAAACAUUUUCAAUACUAUAGUAUCGAAGGACACAUUGUUUUGUAUGAACUGCUUCAAUUACUUCAGUUUCCUAAAACACACAUGCGUUAAGAAAAGAGUCAGUCUAAAAUCACAAUAAGUUUCCCUUGAUGUGCCAAAAAGUCAGCAACAACUACUGCUUCUCGCAGACAAUGUUGAGGACAAAAAUGGUGUUUACUGUUAUAAAAUAAUAAAGUAUUACUGUUACAUAGUGUAGUUACAUAGUUUUUGGCAGUGAAUUCCGUCAAACUAACGAUGUUAUCUUAAAACAAUGUUAUGGUGAAGUAAGCCUUCAUUAAAGCUGGAUAUUUUUACCCUUUACAAACCUUGUCACACAUGAUUUAUGAACUAAAAGAUGUGUUCAUUAUCAGAGCCUGACAAUCAUGUGCUAAUGUGUUUAAAAAAAGUGAUCUUACAGUUUGUGCAUGUUUUCAUGCCGUGCUAUUUAAUAUGUGAUGACCCUGAACUUCCGUAAUUAAGAUUGUGUCUCCUACUUGGAGUUGAUUGGUGUUACCGUGUUGAAAAUUUGUUGUCGAGAAGCUUGUAAUCUCAAUCACUUUAGACAAAUGAAUGUUAAGUACUGUCUCAUUCAUGUACUUGUGUCUGGCUUCUCCUUAAGUUAUCACGUUUACUGUGCCAUUGUAUUUAUUGUUCAAUGAUAUCCAAAAAUGUUUAUGUACUGUUUUGUUGGUGUGUUCUGCAGUAAUAAAAUUUGUACAUAC